Molecule: messenger RNA, 1194 nt
Organism: Penicillium samsonianum
Lineage: Eukaryota; Fungi; Ascomycota; Eurotiomycetes; Eurotiales; Aspergillaceae
Exons: 2
Coding region: 122-1150 (342 amino acids)
Source: RefSeq, a predicted model, not a curated record
UGGAAAGCACAGGCACGUCCACCGCUGCCCCAAGACAACGAGCAAAGUUGUACUUAAUUCGUUGACACUCGAGCUUCAAUCAUUCAUUCGAACCCUGAUCAUUCCUAUUGUCACCUCCAACAUGUCGAUGGUUUCUACAGUCCCUUUUCAGCUCUCGGGCCGGUAUGCCGAGCGAAAUCGGUGGGAAGUUCUCAACGGCCCGGGCGACUCGCGUGUAACAGGAACUCAAAUCAUCCAAGAUGAAAGUCUAGUUGACCAAUGGGGCGACAAGGUUAUUCUGAUUACUGGCGUUUCUUCUGGAAUUGGUGUUGAGACUGUGCGCGUCUUGGCAUCUACCGGAGCGACUAUCUUUGGCACAGCCCGGAAUCUUGAUAAGGCAAAGGAGGCCUUGGUUGACGUACUUGACACUGGGCGUGUUAAGCUUCUUUUCAUGGACCAGACAGACCUUUCGAGUGUUCGGGCGUGUGCUGAGGAGUUUCUGAAAGAGAGCUCCAAACUCAAUGUUGUUAUCAACAACGCGGCGGUGAUGAACACCCCGGAAAGUCGUACUAAAGACGGCUUUGAGCUACAGUUUGGAACAAAUCACCUAUCUCAUUUUCUCCUCUUCUAUCUACUGAAAGAUAGCCUACUGGAAAGUUCAACGCCUACAUUCCAUUCUCGCGUUAUCAAUGUUUCCUCAGCGGGCCACCGUUAUAGUCCUAUUCAUUUGGACAAUGUCAACUUUGAAGGAAACUACAAUGGUUGGCUUGCUUACGGAUCUAGCAAAACAGCCAAUAUAUACAUGGCCACCCAAAUCGAGCGUUUGUAUGGAGCGUUAGGUCUUCAUGGGUAUAGUUUAAAUCCUGGGGCCUUCAUGAGCCCCAAUCUCCAGAAACACUCCCAGGAAGAAAUGGAAGCAGUGAUGCAGAACAAGCGCGCACUGGCAUAUUUGUCUAGUCUCGAACAGGGCUGCGCAACCACUAUCUAUGGCUCUGUCUCGAGCGAACUGGAAGGGAAAGGCGGGUUUUACUUGGAAGGAGCAUCUGUGGCAGCUUUGCCGACUCCUUCGGACGGGGAUGGACUCGAAUAUGGAUACGGCAGUUGGGCAUUUGAUGAGGCAAACGAAAGGGAACUGUGGAAGCUUAGCAAAUCGUUGCUAGGAGUAGAGUAAUGCCGAGAUUCAUCAACAUCACUAUAUAUAAAAUUGUGCGCAGG